CUAGUUUAGUGUAAAAGAAAAGCUGGUAACCCUGUUUAUCAGUCGAAACUCAUAAUACAUAAGUUUUGUAUAUAAGUCAUAACCUAAAUUAUUUAUGUACUUUUUGUUAUAUUUACCCAAACAUUAAAUUCUAAAGUUAAAAUAUAAGGUUAGUAAAUAUGUUAAAAUCAUUUAUGGGAGCCUGUAUGGCAAGUGCCCAAUAUCAGCAAAUUCGUUUUGGACACAGAAUGCGAGGAAAACCUCCUAUAUAUGCCCGGACGCUUAAAGAUCGCUUAGAUGAAUUGAAUUAUAAAGACGAACUAUCUCUUACCAAGAUAGACAUCGGUUUUCCAGCAGAGAGAAAAAAUAUCUAUGAUAUACAAAAAGCAAGGACUGAACAUGUCAAGAAAUUAAAAUGUGAUCCAAAUUUAGAAAACUUGGCCCGCAAUCAUAAACUGGAAGUUGACUUAAAUGAAGUCAGGAAAGAAUGGUUGGAAACAACGGGUCCCUACCAUAAAAAGCAAGUAGCAGAUCAUUAUGCUGUGUUUGAGCAUCUUUAUGGAGAAGGAUAUUUUAUACCGUAUUUGAAUUUGGAAGUAUUCUAUGAUAUUGGAGAUGGAAACUCAUUACCAGUGUGUUCUGGUAAUGUUAUUAAACCUAAAGAGGCACUGAACUCUCCUACAGUAUGUUAUGAGUCUGAUAAUAACUGUUUGUGGACAUUAGCCUUAACUAACUUAGAUGGCCAUUUACAUGAAAAUCAAAAAGAAUAUGUACAUUGGUUAGUGGCCAAUAUUCCAGGGAACAGUAUAGAAAAAGGUGAUGAAUUAGUGGAAUAUUUACGUCCAUUCCCUUUAAAAGGCACUGGAUAUCACAGAUAUGUGUUUGUCCUGUACAAGCAGAAUGAUAGAGUCUUAUAUGAUAUACCUAAAGUUGUGGCAUCAUCUCUGCAAGAUAGAACAUUUGUAACCAGAGACUGGUACAAAAAACACCAAGACGUAAUCACACCUGCUGGACUUGCUUUCUAUCAGUGUGACUGGGACGAGAGUGUUAAAGACUUUUUCCACAACACACUCCAGAUAAAAGAACCAGCUUUCGAAUAUGACUUCCCCGCACCCUACAUAAGGCCCCAAGAGUGGUUCCCACGAAGAAAACCUUUCAACCUUUACAUGGACAAAUAUCGUGAUCCAAAACAAAUAAAUAAGGAGUACCUACUCAGAAAACUCAAACAUGAAGAUCCUUUCAAAAUGCCAGAACCUCCAUUGAAAUUCCCCAAUGCCCAACCCCUGCCAAAAAGCAUGCCAUCCUGGUUGAAACUUCAUGAAAGAAAGAUAAGAUUAGGCUGGGGAAGAGUCAAUGAUGUUUAAUUUGUAUAAAUUGCUGUAUUUAGUAAUGUAAUUAUAGUGAUAUAAAACA
Manduca sexta (tobacco hornworm) is the source of this 1392-nucleotide messenger RNA. Its product is annotated as 39S ribosomal protein L38, mitochondrial. Gene Ontology annotation, cellular component: mitochondrial large ribosomal subunit. NCBI's taxonomy places the organism in Eukaryota, Metazoa, Arthropoda, Insecta, Lepidoptera, Sphingidae. The record is from RefSeq and is a predicted model, not a curated record.